Messenger RNA from Aspergillus aculeatus ATCC 16872, 4428 nucleotides. RefSeq lists its product as uncharacterized. The coding region runs from base 1 to 4341 and encodes 1446 amino acids. Gene Ontology annotation, cellular component: membrane. Gene Ontology annotation, molecular function: ATP hydrolysis activity; ABC-type transporter activity; ATP binding. The transcript has 15 exons. Lineage: Eukaryota; Fungi; Ascomycota; Eurotiomycetes; Eurotiales; Aspergillaceae. The record is from RefSeq and is a predicted model, not a curated record. Gene Ontology annotation, biological process: transmembrane transport.
AUGAUUGUCUUUCCUUGCCCGAGAGGGAGUGAUGACUCCUUCAAUCCCGUCGUGAGCGUUCAUUGUCGAGAAUUCGACUUCACCUUGCUCUUUGAGGAUGUGGUUCUAGUUUCUAUCCCCUCGUUUAUCUUCCUAGCAAUCCACUCCAUCCGCAUCGCCUGUCUCCUCCCGAAGCCAGUGAAGGUUGCCAACCAACGGCGAACAAUCAUUCUAAUGGCCGUGCAUGCUGUACUUUUAGGAAGUCAGUUAGCGUUGCUCGGUAUCCGACACAAUACCCCGACGCUGCAGACGCGGGUAUGGCUCGCCGCGCAAAUCCUGCAGACAGUCGAUACUUGUGUGGCGAUUUUAACUACAUACUUUGAGCGCGCUCACUCGUUGCGGCCCCCUAUCUGGCCCAGCCUCUACUUGUUUGUGGCGGUGCUGUUGGACAGUGUCCGCGCCCGGACGUUCUGGCUUGCUUCGAACACCAUCUUUGCGCCCAUCAUCUUGAGUGUGGCGUUGGGUCUACGCGUUUUGCUUCUGAUACUUGGGUCAACACUACCAACACGCUCACGACCCCUGCAGCAUCAAGAUACCACAAAAGAGGAAAGCAGCAGUUUGUGGGAGCUGUGUUUAUUGACAUGGGUGCUCCCAAUUCUGAAACAAGGCUUCUUUUCGCCUUUGACUUUGGAGCAGGUUCCGCCCAUCGGGCACAGCCUCACGGCAGAAACGCUGAUGAGAAGGCUGCAGCGGCGCUGGAAUCAGGUGUACCAAUCACGCGGAAACCAGCUCUUUUUCACUCUAUUCCGGACAUUCAAAAUCGAAUUCGUGCAUGGAGUCAUUCCCCGAUUGUGUUUCUCGGCGUUCACCCUGAUGCAACCCCUUUUGGUCAACGCCAUAAUCAAAUUCGUGGGGUCCAACGAUAACCAGACAACGCGGAACAAAGGGUAUGGUUUGAUCGGAGCAUCGGCGAUAGUUUAUCUUGGGCUUGCAACAUCCAAGGCAAUUUACAACAGACAGGCGUAUCGCUUCGUGAUUGGAGUCCGGGGGGCUUUACUCGCCACAAUCUACAGUCGAACCCUUGAGCUCGGCGCUGCAGAUCAAGGGAGUACAUCUGCACUCACCUUGUUGGGGACGGACGUGGAGCGAAUCGCGACGGGCCUCCGGGACGUGCACGAGAUAUGGGCGUCGCCGAUCGACAUAGGGCUAGCGAUUUGGCUGCUUGGAAGACAGCUGGCCGUAUCCUGUAUCGUCCCUGUUGUGCUAUCUCUCCUGUGUAUACUUGUUAUCGCAAAGGUAUGCAAGUUGAAGAAUCAGGCUCAGCGCGAGUGGAUCGAGAGAGUGGAACGCCGGAUUGAUGUCACUCGACAAAUGCUCAAUGACAUCAAAUCCAUCAAACUACUUGGUCUUGGGGCGCAGAUCGAGUCUAUCAUCUCCCGUUGUCGGUCGAUCGAGAUUGCAACCUCCCAUAAAUUUCGCUCGUUGUUGUGUUGGGAGGUCUUCAUUGCCAAUUUCUCGUGGCUGGUGUCUCCAGCUGCCUCCUUUGCCUUGUUCACCAUAGUCUCGACCGCAAACAAAAGCAGCUCACUCGACCCUGCGCAGGCAUUCACCGCACUGUCUCUAAUGAGCCUGAUUACACUACCAGUUCUCACGUUGAUCCAGGCCCUACCCGCUCUGUUUCAAUGCUUGGGCUCCUUUACCAGGUUGCAGGAAUAUUUCGCCCACCACAAUACACAGCCUAUGUAUCUCGACUCAAAACUACUGUCGUCAAGUCCAUCACUGCUUGGCCGCUCGGGUUCCGAGGUUCCAUCCACAGGCACAGAGAAGGGCCCUCUGAUCGCCUUGCGGAAUGCCACGGUUAAGUGGAGCACCUCCGGACCUGCGGUAGUUCACGAGAUUGAUUUCGAUGUGCACAAGGGAGAUAUACUAGCUAUUAUGGGCCCAGUGAGCGCCGGCAAGACCACGCUUCUGGAAAGCAUUCUGGGCGAAACCGUCGUUGACCACGGGUACAUCCAUACGCACCCUGUGCCGACGGCAUACUGCAGCCAGGUCCCCUGGCUUGUUGAGGGGACCGUCCGUGACAAUGUCGUUGGGCCUCUGGGUAUGCAGCCCGCGUGGUAUCACCAAGUGCUCUGGAUGUGCGGGGUGGGCGAGGAUCUACAAGCCCUGCCGGAGGGGGAUUUGACCCGUGUCGGCGGGCACGGGAGUGCUCUCAGCGGUGGACAGAAGCAACGAGUCGCUCUGGCUCGUGCGGUCUACUCGCGAUGUGAGCUUGUUAUCCUAGACGAUAUCUUCAGUGGCCUCGAUUCCGUCACGAUUGACAGAAUCUGCCACCGCCUGCUGAGCGUUGACAGAGGGUACUUCCGUCGCAAGGGGAUCACCGUGCUACUAUCGACGCAUAAUUCCAAGGUUGCCGCACUCGCGGACGAAAUAUUCGUCCUUGAAGAUGGUAGAGUGGCGCAGCAUACUUUGUCUUCACCUCCAACACAGUCAUCAGAAACUCAAUCUCUCUCGACGGAGGCCGACGAAGAAGUUCCCAAACAAUGGCCCAUGGUAUCCGAACGUUGCGUGGAACCCGAAGAGGAAGAAUUGCCGUCCGACGACAACAGUCGUUCUCAGGGAUCGACACAGUCUUCCCAUGUUGAAGAUGGGGCUGGCUAUCUCUACUACCUCAAAUCUACCGGUCGAACUCUUGCAUCAGUCUACGUCAUUCUCAUCCUCAUAGCCGCGUUCUGUCAGGACUUUCCCAAUCUAUGGAUGAAGUGGUGGUCGAAUGCAGAUUCGCAAGGCUCAAGCCAGCUUUCAGGGAUGUAUCUCGGAGUUUUUAUUGCCUUCGCAGUCGGCACUGUUGUGGUUGGUGCAGCAGGCUCUUGGGUCUACCUAAUACGUAUGAUCUCCAACAGCGCAGAACGCCUACAUAUCGACCUUUUGCGCAGCAUAAUGAGUGCUCCUCUUUCUUGGCUAAAUGGAACCACCGCGGGCGAUAUCCUGAAUCGAUUCAGUCAGGACCUGGAGCUGGUGGAUAUGACAUUGCCACUGGCAGCUGUCAACGCAACCAAGGCCACCGGGUCCUGUCUCCUAAAAUUAGCAAUCCUCUUUGUGGUAGCCAGGUAUAUGUCCCUGGCGGUCCCACCCCUAUUGCUAGUCUGCUUCCUCCUGCAGAAAUGCUACCUGCGCACCUCGCGACAGAUCCGCCUGCUCAGCAUCGAGACCAAGGCCCCUCUGUUCCAGCACCUCUCCGAAGCCCUCAGCGGUGGUGCGAGCAUCCGGGCGUUCCAAUGGCAGACCUACCUCAAGGAAGCUAAUCUUUCGAUGGUGGACAAUUCGCAGAAAUGCACGUACACGCUGUUCAUGGUCCAACAAUGGCUGACCCUCGCCAUGGACCUAAUUGCCAGCGGUCUCAUUCUUCUGCUAACAAUGUUGACGGUUCUGAUGCGGGACUCCUUCGACCCGGGGUCAUCGGGUACCGCCGUUGUGACCCUUAUGAGCUUCACGCAGUCCUUGGCCCGGCUGCUGAAAUUCUGGUCGAUGACCGAGUCCUGUCUCGGGGCUGUCUCACGGAUCCAGUCGUUCACAGCCCAAACCCCCUCCGAAUCCAGCGGCAAGGCCGCCCUCCCACAGCAGACGACCUGGCCCAGCAUUGGCGCCAUCGAGGUGCAGAACGUGGGUGCUGCAUAUAAAUCCAAACCCGUCCUAAACGACGUAAGCAUGCGCAUCGAACCCGGCCAGAAGAUCGCGCUGUGCGGCCGCUCGGGCAGCGGCAAAUCCUCCUUACUGCUGUGUCUGACCGGACUCCUGCGACCCCACUGCGAGACCGGCACCAUUCACAUCGACGGCCUCGAUAUCACUUCUGUACCCCCGCAGGACCUGUGCGCCCGCCUGAGCGUCGUCCCCCAAGAACCGUGCUACCUCCCCGGCACCAUCCGCUUCAACAUCGAUCCGACCCACACCCUCUCCGAGCCGGCUCUAGCCCGCAUACUCGACACAACACAUCUCACCGAGGUCGUGGCACGACUAGGCGGCAUGGACGCCACUCUCGAUCCGACGCGCUGGUCCGCCGGCCAGGGGCAGCUGCUAGCGCUGGCGCGCGCGAUCGCCCGGCAGAGCAAGGUGUUGAUCCUAGACGAGGCGAUGAGUCGGGUUGAUCAAGCGACACAAGCCCUGAUGGAUAGGGUCGUUUCGCUGGAGUUUGCGGACUGCACGGUUCUGUCGAUCGUCCACCGGUAUGACAAUAUCGCGUGGUUUGAUAAGGUGGCGGUGAUGGAGGAGGGGCGACUCGUCGAGUUUGAGCGGCCAGACGCUCUGCUGGCGCGGGAGGAGUCGCGGUUUCGGGCGCUGUAUGUCUCUAGUGGGUGCUCGUGAUGUGGGUACCAUCUUCCUUUCACCUAGUUGUCGUCUCUGUGACUAAGAUUGUGGGAAAAUAAUGUAUAUGUAAAUAGUCAUGCGGGG